This is a messenger RNA of Moneuplotes crassus, 286 nucleotides long. Lineage: Eukaryota; Ciliophora; Spirotrichea; Euplotida; Euplotidae. The record is from the annotation of a GenBank genome assembly.
AUGGAAACAACAGAUGAUGCUGGUGAGCAACCUUUAGGAUGGGCUGGCUGGAUGAGCGAGAAGGUACAGAAUGGCACAAUAGCAGUAUUGGACGAAAUAAAAUUCUGGGGAGAAGUAUUUGUAGAUUACUGGAAUCAAGACGAUGCUGAUGCAAUGGAACUACUCAAAGAAUACGAAGAAGCUAUGCAAACAGAAAAGCUAGCUAAGCACGGGCACACCCACGAACAAGACGUAGCCACCUAACCACCACCCCAUAUACAUAACUAACACAGUUUCAGUAUCUAAA